Cucurbitaria berberidis CBS 394.84 is the source of this 1014-nucleotide messenger RNA. Its product is annotated as Aldo/keto reductase. NCBI's taxonomy places the organism in Eukaryota, Fungi, Ascomycota, Dothideomycetes, Pleosporales, Cucurbitariaceae. The coding region runs from base 1 to 1014 and encodes 337 amino acids. The record is from RefSeq and is a predicted model, not a curated record. The transcript has 3 exons. Gene Ontology annotation, molecular function: aldose reductase (NADPH) activity. Gene Ontology annotation, cellular component: cytosol.
AUGAACCCUUCCCUCGCCAACUUUAUCCUCAAAGCUACCCCGACCAACAUCCUCCACCCACAGCCCGACAUGAACACCGCAAUCCCCCUCAACACUGGCGCCACCAUCCCCGCCCUUGGUCUGGGAACCUGGCAGUCUGCGCCUGGCGAGGUCAAGAAGGCCGUGAUCCAUGCCAUAGAGACUGGUUAUAGGCACAUUGACUGCGCCUUCUGCUACCAGAACGAGGACGAGGUGGGCGAAGCGCUGCAAGAUGUCAUCAAGCGGGGCAUCGUCAAGCGCGAGGAUCUCUUCAUCACCAGCAAGCUCUGGUGCACAUUCCACACCAGGGCCGAGGAGGGUCUGCAGAAGAGCUUGGAUCUGCUGAAGACGCCCUACGUGGAUUUGUACCUUAUGCAUUGGCCGGUGCCUAUGAACCCCAAGGGAAACCACCCCCUCUUCCCCAAGCUGGAAGACGGCUCUCGCGACAUUGACCACUCCAUAACCCACAUCGACACCUGGAAGAACCUCGAGAACCUGAUCCAGUCGCACCCUGACAAAGUCAAGGCCAUUGGCGUCGCCAACUACAGCGUCAAGUACCUAGAGAAGCUGCUCGCAAAGGCCAAAAUCGUACCCGCGGCCAACCAGAUCGAGAACCACCCGCUGCUGCCACAACAGGAGGUCGUCGACUUCUGCAAGGAGAAGGGCAUCCACAUCACUGCAUACAGCCCACUGGGCAGCACUGGCUCGCCGCUAUUCAAGGACGAGACUGUGAAUGAGGUUGCAAAGAAGCACAGCGUUGGACCCGCUACCGUGCUCCUGAGCUACCAUCUCGCGCGCAACUCCUCGGUCCUCGCCAAGUCCGUCACGCCCUCCCGCAUCGACGAGAACCGCAAGCUCAUCUCCCUGGAUGGCGAGGAUAUUGAGAAGCUCGAGUCCCUCCACAAGACCAAGGGCAUCACUCGAUAUGUAUACCCACCGUUUGGUGUGAAUGCUGGAUUCCCGGACAAGCCCGAUGGCGUUGACCUAUCAGGGUAG